Messenger RNA from Hermetia illucens (black soldier fly), 1618 nucleotides. RefSeq names its product diphosphomevalonate decarboxylase (gene Mvd). Gene Ontology annotation, biological process: isopentenyl diphosphate biosynthetic process, mevalonate pathway; isoprenoid biosynthetic process. The record is from RefSeq and is a predicted model, not a curated record. Lineage: Eukaryota; Metazoa; Arthropoda; Insecta; Diptera; Stratiomyidae. The transcript is spliced from 7 exons. Gene Ontology annotation, molecular function: diphosphomevalonate decarboxylase activity; ATP binding. Bases 158 to 1339 code for a protein of 393 amino acids. Gene Ontology annotation, cellular component: cytosol.
UCAAAACGUCAACAUUUGCAAAGGGAAAGCGGGCGAAGAACAUAAUGCACAAGUUGGGGGCUAGGUCCGGGAGUGAAAUUCCAAAGUUGCACAGUUUCCAACUCGCCAUCAGCCGAUCUUGUUCCAUUAAAAAACUGAUUAGCGUAUAACCUUUGAGAUGAUAUCAGAAACCUGCAUCGCUCCAGUCAAUAUUGCUGUGAUUAAGUAUUGGGGAAAGCGCGAUGAGGAACUUAUUCUACCGAUCAACAGCUCGCUUAGCAUGACCCUCAGCACGGACCAAAUGUGCGCUAAGACGACGGCGGCCGCAAGUGCGACUUUCAAGGAGAAUCGGAUGUGGCUGAACGGGGAGGAAGUACCCUUCGAAGGGAACCCUCGAAUGCAAAAGUGUCUGGAUGCGUUGAAGCGGCUCGCUGAAGCAGAGAAGUCGAAAAGGUUUCCUUUGGAGUGGAAAUUACAUAUUUGCUCGGAGAAUAAUUUCCCUACCGCCGCGGGACUGGCUUCCAGUGCAGCCGGUUAUGCCUGCCUAGUGUAUACUUUAGCCAACCUGUAUGGUGUCGAAAAAUCGGAGCUGUCUUCAAUAGCACGACAAGGAAGCGGAUCUGCUUGUCGUAGUAUAUACGGCGGAUUCGUGGAGUGGGUAGCCGGCAUUAAAAACGACGGAAGCGAUUCCAUAGCAAUCCAAGUACAACCGGCCCUACAUUGGCCCGAGAUGAGGGUCCUCAUUUUAGUUGUAAAUGACUCUCGAAAGAAAACAAGCUCUACCAACGGCAUGUUGAAUAGCGUUAACACAUCAGACCUAAUAAAGCAUCGUGCCAAUGUGUGCGUUCCACAAAGGAUACUCCAGAUCAAGGAGGCUAUCGCACGGAAAGAUUUUAAAACUUUUGGGGAAAUAACAAUGCGAGACAGCAACCAAUUCCAUGCGAUUUGCCUUGACACAUACCCUCCUUGCGCCUACAUGAAUGAUACGUCGCAUGCAAUCGUCAAUUUUAUUCAUCAAUACAACGAAACUCGAGGGGAUGUGAAAGUGGCUUAUACUUUCGACGCAGGACCAAACGCGUGUUUAUAUCUUUUAGAAGAGGAGGUUGCGAAUGUCUUGUCUUUACUGAACAAAGUGUUUCCCAACGAUAAUUCUGAAAAUUCUGAAUAUGUGAAAGGAAUCCCCAUUGAUCUUCAGAAAGUUCGUCCAGCAAGCGAGCUUUAUAAUCAAGAAAUCGUGCCUGUUGGAAACAACCUAUUGAAAUAUAUCAUUCAUACGAAGGCGGGUGAAGGUCCCCAGAAAUUAUUGGAUCCCGAAGACUCGUUGGUAGAUGAUGCCGGAAUGCCGAAAAAGCUCAAAUAACGAAGGUACUAGGAAAACUCCGGGCUUCCAUUGAUUCAUUCUCGAAUUCCAUGCGUAGUUGAAGUUUAGCUAUUUAUUGGGCGGAUGUGGAACAAAACAAAACUCUUUGCAUUUGGUGGUCAGAUCAAAGCUUUAGAUUUUAUAUUAAGUGGAAUAGUAAAGUGGUUGAAUUAUAACUCUGGUGCGUCAGAUAUUUAUAUAUCCAUAUAUAUGAAAAUGGGAAAACAUUUUUACCUGUUUCCAGUUUUCUAUUUAAGUAAAGUGUCCGUUAAUUUUCUU